Messenger RNA from Xyrauchen texanus (razorback sucker), 2986 nucleotides. Its product is annotated as sialoadhesin-like. The transcript has 11 exons. The record is from RefSeq and is a predicted model, not a curated record. NCBI's taxonomy places the organism in Eukaryota, Metazoa, Chordata, Actinopteri, Cypriniformes, Catostomidae. Bases 197 to 1573 code for a protein of 458 amino acids.
UUGUCAUACGAACAGAUACAGUUACAAAUAAAUAUAGUGGCUGCACACCAAUAGUAGACAUCCUCUGAACCAAGCUUGCGCAUUUGUUAAAUUCUUUCAUUUUCUGUUUUGCUAGACUUGGUAAACAGGUCCUCAUCCAAUCCCAGUUGUUUGCGCAGGGAAGUCUACUGAGAAGCAGCUGUUUUGACCUGCGAGUAUGAAAGGACAUCUGGUACUUCCUUUACUUUUCCAAGUUAUUCUGCUGUAUGAUUCUUUGGCAUGGGAAGUGAGAAUUCCAAAGGAAAUUCAUGGCCUUAAGGGUUCCUGUCUGGUUAUUCCGUGUUCUUUCAAAUACACAUCGGACCCACCCACUAAUCCAAAUAGGGUUGUGUGGUAUCAGUGGGUCUCUAAUGGCUAUCCUUUAGUUUAUGAUCCUUUGAAUACAAACCAGGUCAUUGACAAGUUUAAAGGGAAAACUGAUUUAUAUGGAGACCCAUCAAAAAAGGAUUGCAGUCUAAGGAUCCAAAGCCUGGAAAUGUCCCACAAUGGAGAGAAAAUUUAUACCUGGAUUGACCCAGAAAAUGUUGGAUAUAAGACAUACAAGUUUUAUGAUGUCACCUCCACAAUUCUGGUUGACUCAAGUCCAGAGCAGCCCAGCAUCAAUAUUUAUGGUGGCGAAAGGGUUGGUGAAAAGAUUAUAGUGGCAUGUGCCACUUUCCACACCUGUCCAUACAGUGAACCAAAAAUCUCUCUGAAUGGUAUAAAAGGAUCUGACCUGAUAGAGAGAAAGGACAUUAAAGACGGCCUUUGGAAAAUCACUCUGACACGCACGGGUGUUGUAAAGGCUGAGAGCACAGAUAUUGAGUGUUCUGUUACAUAUAAUGGUGGAAUAAUAGCAACAGCUACAAAGAACCAAAAUGCCAAAUGUGUUCAUUAUAAUAUAACGAUUGAGCCUGAACUGGCAGAUGUCACAGAGAACAUUACAAAGAUCUUCAUCUGCACUGUUUACCAUUCAUGCCAAAAAGAGAAUCCAACCAUCACAUGGAACUAUGAGAACAUGCAGGUCUCAAAGAGUAAUAAAAAGCUUUCAGGGUUAGAUCGAGCCACUUUGUCCACCAUAACAUUUUUGGGCACAAAGAAUGACCAUGGGAAGAAAUUGACAUGCACUGCAAAAUUUUCUGGAGGAGACUUUACACAAUCUGUUGUUUUACGUGUACAAGAGCAAGUAAAUCAAAUCCAGAAUAUAACGAGUGAAUCCACUCCAGAACAAGUGAAUCCAAUCCAUAAUAAAAGCAUUGACUUGAAGACCAUUUGGCCGUACGUUAUAGUGCCCUCACUUGUGAUCCUCAUCGGUUGCUUAAUUGCCGGACUCAUAAUAUACAAGAGGCAACACAGACUACCCCCAGAAGAUAUUCAAGGAUCGCAAACAGGACCUAGACAGAGGUCAAGCAAUGUAUUUACGGUGUCUGAAAAUGAGCCUUUUUCCAAACCACGUAUUCCAUCACCAAAGAGUCAGCAAAAAUCCUGCUCUGGUUAUGAUUAUGAGGCUGAUUACACCAACAUAUCCGACAUGAACGUGUAUGGCAAUGUCUGAUGAAAGUGCUACAGUAUACAUGACCAAAUGAACAAAAUGGGCUCUGUACAGUGUUUUUGAAAAGAUCCAAAAAGGCUCUUGGGGAAAAAAAAAUGUACAUUGAGUAUUAGCAUCAAGAUUUUAUGACUUGCAACACAACUCAUGAUUUUAUACUUAACACAUUAUACUAUGUACUGUAAAGCUAUGUGUAGAUGACAAAUUGAGUUACAGUAUCUUGCUUCAGCAGUAUGGUUAAGCUAUCAAUUUUAUGUCGUGGGAAAUUCUGCAUUUCUGUGUUUAAGAUGUAUGACUGAUUUAACCUCCUGGGACCCGAGCGUGGCUGUUUGCAUUUUCCAUUUCCCUUUUUGAUUUGUAAUUAAUAGCACCCGAUAGAGAUGCAAAAAAACAAAAUCUUGACCACUUGGUUGUCCUAAACAUUCAUGGCAGCAUAUCUGUAAAGUGGGAGUAAUUUGUCAAAUUUUCAAUACUACCAAGCUAUAGUCAGGUAUUCUUUUAUCAAAUUGUUAAUUAUGUUUCCAUGAGUGUUGGUUAUUUGUAUUUUUAGACGUUACAGACAUUACAUCAGAAAUUAGCAGAAUUCAUUCUGGUAGAAAGUAAUGGCCAGAAUCAUCCAAUCACUGCCAACCAUGUUAAAAUAAAAUUAUCCUUUAUAAUUCUGAGUCUAUGUACUGAUUACCAUUGUUCCAUGUCUGCCAAACAUGUUGAGUGGUCCAAAUAACUUCUGCAGCUUGAAACUGAACUUUUGGACAGAUUUUAGGAGUGAAUGCACUUAGCUGCAUGGAGAGCUAUAGGAUGCUGCCUUGCUCCCUAUUUAGUGAAUGACUUAACCUCCAGUGUGCUGUCUGUCUGCACUAGCCUCAGAACAGUUCGAAAUGUACCAUAUUUUCAUCCUAACUCCAUAUAAAGGCCUGAAAGCAAAAUUGUUUAGCUUUUGAAUGAACCCAUUUAUUUGCAAUUUAUAAUGCACAGUAAAUAAAGGAUUUCUAAGUGAAAAAUGCGCUAAAGUACUCUGUGUCAAUCAGCAUGGUGUUUUACAAUAAAUUGCUCAAAUUAAAAAAAUGGCACAUUGGAUGGAACUCUAAUCUUUUGACUCAAACAGCUUUCUAUGUAAAAACUUACAAAAUGUCUUUCCAGAUGGAUUUUUGCUGGCAUCUCUCAAAGACAAAUUCCGCUGUGGUCAGCGCUAUGUUGUUUUGUCACAUGACUAUGUGCAUCGAAAUUUGAGCACUUUACUAACAGCCCAGUGUCUCCUGAACUGAUCAGUUGGUUUAAAUGAAUUUGAAUUAUACAUUGCAUAUAGUGAAGCCAACAUACAUCAUCUAUGCAUGUGUAAGCAGGGUCACAUGAGGUUAAAAAUUUUAAAUGCACUUAAUAUUAAAUGUGAUUUUGCAGCUUACUCAUAAAUAAAUAAUG